Molecule: messenger RNA, 2546 nt
Organism: Saimiri boliviensis boliviensis (Bolivian squirrel monkey)
Lineage: Eukaryota; Metazoa; Chordata; Mammalia; Primates; Cebidae
Source: RefSeq, a predicted model, not a curated record
CCACAGCCCCAGGACGCGCAGCAGGAGCGAACCGGGCAACCCCCCCUUUCCACCUGCCAGCAUCCCCCCCACAGGCCCACUCAGGCCCUCCCAGUGGGUUCUGCCCCCCCAUUCUCAGGGUCCCCCGCAGCGCUCCCGGCACACCCCAGGAAGGUGGGUCGGAGGCGGUCCCAGGCUAGUAGGCGGAGCCUGCGGUGUCCAGCCUCGGCUUCUAGACUCAACCCUCCCCAGAGCACAGCUUCGCCGAGCCCAUCUGAUGCAGGGCACAGGGACCCUUCUGUUCCUCAGAAACCUGUCAGGGCCCCGUUCCCCUCUCCACCCAGGAUCUUGAAUUCCGGUCUCCUUCGAGUAUUGGGUUCCAGCCUUUCACCUCCUUCUCCUUCAAGAUUCAGGAGUCCAGCCCUGCUGCUUCCUUCCUUUCCUAGACUCAGGGGUCCCCACCCAGGAUGCCCUCCGCCUCAGGACCCAGGAGUCCCAGAUAGCAGGUCCCUCCCCUCCCAGGAUCCAGGAGGUGAGGCCCUCCGCCCCUAUCUUUCACACCAGGGUUCUGGGUCCCCCGCUUCCUCCUCCCUCAGAGUAAGGUGUCAGGGUCGGCAGCCUUCGCCUCUGCAGCCCCUGGGCUCCACAAGUUAUGACCCAAAGCUACUCCUGUCCCACCUCCGCUGGGCCCUUUCCCUGCUAAACUCACUCACAGGGACAGCCUCCCGACCUCCACUCUGAGCCUGCCCUCUGUGGGGCGCCUGCCCUCCCCCACCUCCAUCCAGGUCCCCAUCCCGGCCUUGGCAAUGACCCUGGCAGCUUCCUCCCAGCGUUCCCAAUUCAUUCGCUCCAAGUUCCGAUCUGUCCUCCAGCUUCGGAUCCACAGACGGAAUCAGGAGCGGAUCUCGGAUCCUGACCCGUGGAUCUCAGCCUCCAGCCCUGCUCUAGCCCCAGCCUUGCCCUCGGGCACAGCCCCUUUCCUCUUCAGCCCUGGGGUCCUGCUCCCUGAGCCCGAAUCGUGUCCUCCUUGGAGGUCCCUGAAGAAGGAGUCUCCCAAGACCUCCCAACGGUGGAGGGAGCCCAAGCCCACGGGGAACUUGACAUACCACCAGUACAUGCCCCCAGAGCCCAGACAGGGAGCCAGGGCUGGCCCCCAAGCCGAGGAGUCCGCCCUGGGUCCUCCGGGGCCACCUCUGUGGGAAGGGACAGAGUCACAGCUGCCACAUCCUAGGAUGAAGCCCACUCCCCUCACUCCCCGCCCACCAGGAGUCCUCAGACCCUCGCCCCCUCCACACAAGUUGGAACUCCAGACCCUUAAACUGGAGGAGCUGACGGUCUCAGAGCUCCGGCAGCAGCUGCGCCUGCGGGGCCUCCCAGUGUCGGGGACCAAGUCUAUGCUCCUGGAGCGCAUGCGCGGCGGCGCCACGCCCCGCGAGCGGCCGAAGCCGCGGCGCGAGGACAGUCCCGCGGGUGCUCCCUGGCCGCGCCUCAGGCCCAAGGCCCUGGCAGCCGCCCGGCGGCCGAGCUCGGUCAAGCCCAGCGCCGCAUCUCACCUGCCAUCUCUUCCACGUGCCGCGGACAUCCCGGGGAUGGCUCCAGCUCCAGCUCCCGCUCUGGCUGCAGCUCCAGCCCUGACCCCUUCCUCAGCGCCGGCUUCCGUGGCUCUGACUCUGGAGGAGGAGCUGCAGGAAGCAAUCUGGAGGGCGCAGUUGCUUCCGAACCGGGGCAUCGAUGACAUCCUGGGGGAUCCGGUGGAGCCUGUUGACCCCCUGCCUCCCAUCCCCCUGGACUUCCCUGGCUCCUUCGACGUGCUGUCUCCCUCCCCGGGCUCAGAAGGCCUCUCAUCUGUUUUCUCCUCUUCAUUCCCGUCCCCUACGAACUCCUCCUCUCCUUCUCCCAGGGACCCCACGGACUCCCUGGACUGGCUGGAGUCCCUGAGUGGGGGUCCUCCCCUGGGUUCUGGUCCCCCAGCCCCCAGCAUCUUCUCCGCUGACUUAUCUGACUCUGGCAGCAGCCGGCUGUGGGACCUGCUGGAGGGCCCAUGGUGAUGGAUUCGGGGGCUUCCAAAAAGAGAAAUGGUGGGGGUGGAAAGCAGCUCCCUGGGUGGGGCGAGAAGGACCAGCAGAGCCCUUCCUACCGCAGACACAGGACUGGAGACCACCUCCCACCCCACCUGCCUCCUGAAGUGCUGCUGACCGAAACUGCCUGAACUUUGCCUACUUGGCCCCCUUACCAUGCGCCUCCAGGGUUGUACGGUUGGGGGGCUUCUUUCGCUGCUGGCCACGGCAAACAAGCUGCUUGCUGCUUCUUUCAGAGACCUCAUGGAUGUUUUUACAUGUACCCACCCCCAGCAGAUGGCUGCCUAUUGUCUGGGGGGCCUAGAGAGUGGUUAUGCCUUUGGGAUACAGGAGAGGAGCAAGAAAGAGUGGAGGGGGAGAAUGGGGGGCAAGGACUUGACCCCCCAGGGUUCUGGUUGGAGAUGAAAGUAUUAGAAACAUCUGGUCUAAGAUCAGCUUCUCUUGGAAGCAGAGCUUGAGGUAAGAUAUAGAUGCAAGUGAUUUAUUAAA